UGACAUUUUAACAUAAACGUUUCAUAUUAUUGUCACUAAUAGAGCAAUUUGUUUUAUUCUUAUCAUCAGGUGAACAAAAAUUAUCGUAAAAGUUGUUUUACAACUCGACCAUUAAUUAUCAUGAUCUCAUGCUGGUCUACAUGUACAGGCCGUAAAAAAAUGGCAAACUGACUGUUCAGUACGACCCUUUAUGAUGCAAUAAAAGGAACGGAAAUAAAAAAACUACAUACAAGAGCUCAACUAAGAGAACUAACCAGCCGUUGAAAAUUCAUUUCAUAGAAGCUCUGUAGAUUUUCUCAAAAAUAAAUCUGACUUUUUGGUUCUCUGGAUCCGUAUAAUACCAUCAGUUUUUUUCCUUCGACAAGACAAGUCUAAUACAGACCUUACGGCUUUAUAUAAUAGACUCUUAAGGUAAUAUCACAGGACGAUUGUUGUCCUAUACAAACGGAAACUGUACACAACAUCAGGAAAUGUAUCUGAAGUAGUAGAGUCACGGAAAAUGCUUACUUGCGUCUACUCUGCUGAGAAAUUCAAAACGAAAGCUGUAACAGUGAAACUUGAACAAAGUGACGAGUCGAAAAAAAAAACGAGAUUAUUGACAGUUGAGAAGAGACCUGGUAUUGCUAAAUCUGAAACACCGAUUUUGCUUCCUGAUAAAAAUGAGUUACCAGUGGGCGGGGGUGGAGCUGUGCUGGUACUCAGCGAACUCGAAAGUAUGGCAGCCAGGCAACAACGGGAGAUUACCCUACAGAGACGUCUCCUUGAGCAACGGGAAGCCCGGCUGGCCGUGCUUCGAGGCGCUCAGGAACCGGCACAGCAAGAAAGACUGGCAAGACUGAGACAUCGGCUUGACCAACAGCAAAGCAAGCUCAACAGACUAAGACUACUUAGGUCACAGACAGAGCAGUCACGAGCUAAUAAUGCAACUCUGACCUCUGAUCUAGACUGUAUAAGAGCUCUGUUCAAUGAAAAAGAGAAAGAAUUGUCACUUGCUGUUGCAAAGGUUGAAGAGCUGACGCGACAACUUGAGGAGCUGCGUGGUCGGCACAACGGAAAUGCUGUUGGUGGUGGUGUUGGUGGCCAAGUGCCAUCAACUGCUAGCGCUGAACUUGAGAAACUUCGCCGAGAACUAAUGUACCGGAAUAAAAUGAAUGAACAACAGAACCAAGUGGUAUCCCAGCAACGAUUAGUCCUGGCUCAAAGGCAAGCUGAAAUGGUAUCAAUAGACGCGAGAAUAGCACAGUUACAGGGUCGUCUUCAACGGAAACGAGCACUUAAUCAACGUCUUCUCAGUCAGCAGAUAGCAAAUAAUCGUCAGACCAGCUCGGCAUCAACAACAACUACAUCCUCCACUACUACUACCAUGACACCGUGUAUCACGGAUCAAGUGAGCAAACAACAGGAUUUCACCAAUGCACCAAAGCUAAGACCAGCUGGCAAUAUUGCAGCCAUCGAACCAUACAGUCAUAUUCCUAACGAUAAUGAUUUUAAUCUCAAUAAAAACGAUCCUAAAUAUCAAACACUGCCCUAUAAUACGAAAUUUGCGGUAAAUCUCAAACCUAUAGAAGAUGAUGUUAAUAAAAAUAAAAUCCAGCAUAGCCAAAGUGCAUCACAAAUAAAUCAACGUUCAAAUAUUCAACAAAUGGGACAUUCUAUUUCGCACAGUCAGUCUCAAUCUCAUAUUCAAGCUCAGUCGCAGUUAGGAAUAAAUCCGUCGUCAGUACAACACUUGCAGUCUGCGCAAUAUUCCAGUUCACAAAGUUUUACUACACAGUCUGGAAAUUUCACAGUACAUUGUCCCAAAAAUACUACCAAUAACAAUACUACUACUUCGACAAACAACAAUAAUAAUAUUGUUAAUAAUAAUAAUAAUAAUAGUGUCAACAACAAUAAUAAUAUCAACAAUAGUAAUGAUAAUAAUAGUGGUAAUAAUAUUAAUAUUGAUAAUAAUGUUAAUAAUAACAAUAACAGUAGUGGUAAUGUUAGUAACAAUAAUAGUAAUAACGGCAGUAGUAAUAAUAAUCUUCAAAUCAAUGGAAAUAAUAGUGGAUUAGUAAAUGUGACUCAAGAAAAUCAAAAUCAGUCUAUUUUAAGGCAUCAAAAUCAUCAACAAAUUUCUUCAAAUACUCAACAAAAACAAUUAUCGAAAAAUUUAUCGUCAAAUAUUGAUAAUUUAGAUUUAAAACAAUCUACAACACAAGCUCAUAAUUUUAAGAAUCUUCAAAACCAUCAAAAACCAGUAUCAAGUGUUGCACCAAGCUUUCCUGUCAAGUCACCUAUUUAUCAAACAUCUUCAACCAAAAUCCAUCCGGUAAUGCCUCAAACACUUAGUUUGAUUAGUCGAGCUCACUCUGGAUUGCAGAGUUAUUCGGAACAAUCGAAUACUCCACAUUCAAACGUUCAGAAUCAACAGCAGAUAAUAGUUACAACGGAGUCUAGUUAUCCGACUAGACAUGCUUUCCAGCAAGGACAAUUUCCUCAGAACUACAAAAAUUCUACUAAUUUCCCACAAACAGGUCUUACUAAUUUGGCCAAUUUUCCCGGAUACUCUUCAUCUAAUAUUACCCAAACUCAAAAUAUUAAUUCCAUCCAAGAGAAUUCAAACAUAGAUAGAGUCAAAUUUGAUGCUAAAAGUCAAGAAAAGCACGAAAACCAACAAAUAAAAUCAUUUGAUAAUAACAAACAUGAUCAAGUAACUCAAGCAAGAUUCGAAGGUUCAACUAAGCCGGAUUCCAUCCAACCUUUAAAGUUUGAUCACACUCAAUUAUCAAUGACUCAUCAAUAUGGAAAGCUCGAUCAAGUUGAUGGUAAAUCAACGUCAAAAUAUGACCAUAAUACUCAGUACAAACACGAAUCUCACAAGUAUGAUGCAACGUCAAACUUCCAACAAUUUAAACAGCCACAACAACAAUUACAGGAUCAAGGUAAAUAUGAUGUGUCGACAACAAAGGCUGAAAUUGCGUCACAAAAAUAUGAAACUAACCAACAAUCGAUGAAACAUGAUCAUAAUACAAAGCUUGAACCUCCAACAAAAUUAUCGGAUAAACCAUACGAGUAUGAGAGAACUAACACUGAAACUGAAAGGAAAACCAUCAACCAAUUUGAAUCUAAAUCCGAGGACAAGAUGAAACCAGCACUUCCACCAAAACCCAUUAAGCCUAGUCCACCGCCUAGGUUGAACAGUCAAGAUAAGCUCGAAGUUUCUGCUGAUACGACAACGGAAGGGAAAUCUUCUAUUUCUCCAAGGAGCGAAAAAGAAGAAGAAAUACCUCCAAUUCCAACAAGUGAACCACCAGAAUCACCAAACGAAACAGUUCUCGGAAAUCAUCAGGUUAUUAAAGCACGACCGCUUACAUCAAAAAAGACUUUUUUAUCUGAACAACCACGUCUACGAUAUCCAAAAUCGAAUGUUCAUGUUUCUAUAAAUCGAAGGAUUGAAAUGCCUCCAGCUUUUCUUUUUCCUGAGACGGAAAUUCCUGCUGAUCUUAAGCUUACUGAACAGCCACAACAGCAACAACAACAACAACAACAGCAAACACAGUCAACACCAAAUAUUACUGAUGUUACUGAUCAUAGCAAUAUCAAAUCAAUUUCAGUAUUGAUUGCUGAUGAGCCCAGUAACGACAAGUUGGAAGAUUCGGAUAUUGUUGAAGCGUUAAACGUAAUCAACAUUGAAGAUAAAUUAAAGAUAAAAGAUUCAGAUAAGAAACACGAUCUUGAAGCAGACUCUAAAUCAAUAGAAGUGAUUAGAAGAAAAAAGGGAAACCUUAAAUCCACAACGGGGAAAGCAAAUUUAUCGAGAAGGGUCUCAUUCGACCCACUCGCACUUCUUCUUGAUGCCAGUCUUGAGGGUGAACUUGAGCUGGUUAAAAAGACUGCAAAAGAAGUUGCUAAUCCUAGCUCUGCCAAUGACGAAGGGAUCACAGCACUUCAUAAUGCUAUUUGUGCUGGACAUUUAGACAUUGUUAAAUUUCUUGUUGAAUUUGGUUGCGAUGUCAAUGCUCAAGACAGUGAUGGAUGGACACCUUUACAUUGUGCUGCUAGUUGUAACAAUCUAGCUAUGGUGAGAUUUCUGGUUGAACAUGGAGCUUGUAUUUUCGCCACAACAUUAUCAGAUCACGAAACUGCUGCAGAGAAAUGCGAAGAGGACGAGGAAGGAUUUGAUGGAUGCUCCGAGUACUUAUAUAGUGUUCAAGAAAAAUUAGGUAUUAUGAACAAUGGCCAAGUAUUUGCCGUGUUUGAUUACGAAGCACAACAUAGCGAUGAAUUGUCAUUGAAGAAUGGAGAUCAGUUGGUUAUAUUGCGGAAAGGAGAUGACAAUGAAAGAGAAUGGUGGUGGAGUAGGCUUGGACAUAGAGAAGGAUAUGUCCCUCGCAAUUUGUUAGGACUUUAUCCCAGAGUUCAGCCAGCUAAAACGGAGUAAAAUGUGACGACAUAUCUGCAUGAAAUUUUUAUUUUAUAAUAUAUUUAUCACCACAGUAUUCAAUUUGCAGCUUUAUGGUUUUAAAUAUUUGUAAUAGUGUAUGUUAAUGUUGCAAAUUAACAAUAUUAUUUAAUUCUUGCGCUCUCAUAAGAGGCCGAAAUCUUACAAUUUUUAUUAGCAUUUUUAUGUGUCAAUUGAAUUUCGAAUUAAAUGUAAAUGGUGAGCAUAAAUCUUUUUUCUGUACUUAAAAAUACAAUUGCUACUUGAAGUAAAUUUAAAAUUUUUUUUAAUUAACACAUUUACUCCAAGAGGCAAAAAAGUUAUAUACAUUUUUAUUUGUGAAAAGAGAAGAUUCUUGCUAAUUUGGAAUAGCUUAUUUGUUUCAUCUAAAUGUAUUUGUUUAGUUGAAUUCAAAUGGCAUUUUAUCUUCCAUUAAAAGAAAAAAAAAAAUUCAUUGUUACUUAAAAAAAUUUUUCUGAUCUGACGAACGUGUGAUCUCAGAUCUGAAAAAUGAAUGUUGAUAAAUUUAUUUUUCAAGCUUGCCAAUCGAAGUAUAAAUAUUAUUAUAAUAAAUAAUAAAUUUAUUUUAUUCACUAUUAGUAACGACAAGUAUUACGCGGUUAAUGUGCGUUGCAAUAUAUAUAUAUAAAUACAUAUAUAUGUAUGUUUUUCUUUUUUUCAUUGUUGAAAAAUUCAUUUAAGAAAUACUUAAAGAGACUGCAAUAGUAAGAAAACUCAGUAAAAACAGUGAUGCGUGUUUGCGACUAUUUUAUGUAUACGAAAAUAUACGCACGGCCUAUUCUGAAUCAACUUUUAAACCAACAAAAAAUGUGUGCCUUUAAGAAGAGUAUAACAACAUAAUGUAAGAUUGCACGUAUAUUACUGAAAUAAAUUGUUUUCAUAAAAA
Chelonus insularis is the source of this 5330-nucleotide messenger RNA. It is a transcript of the gene ASPP, whose product is annotated as Ankyrin-repeat, SH3-domain, and Proline-rich-region containing Protein. The record is from RefSeq and is a predicted model, not a curated record. Gene Ontology annotation, biological process: regulation of apoptotic process. NCBI's taxonomy places the organism in Eukaryota, Metazoa, Arthropoda, Insecta, Hymenoptera, Braconidae. Gene Ontology annotation, molecular function: p53 binding. The coding region runs from base 500 to 4423 and encodes 1307 amino acids. Gene Ontology annotation, cellular component: nucleus. The transcript is spliced from 11 exons.